Molecule: messenger RNA, 2661 nt
Organism: Liolophura sinensis
Lineage: Eukaryota; Metazoa; Mollusca; Polyplacophora; Chitonida; Chitonidae
Product: E3 ubiquitin-protein ligase TRAF7-like
Exons: 15
Coding region: 91-1764 (557 amino acids)
Molecular function (GO): protein binding; zinc ion binding
Source: RefSeq, a predicted model, not a curated record
GCGGCGGGUGUAUCACCGAUAAAGUUUGUUACGGAGCCGAGCACCCAUUUGCGGUGUUCAGUCUGUGAUAAUAUCUAUUCUGACCCUGUGAUGACAGUGUCGUGUGGCCACACGUUCUGUCGCCAGUGUGUGACCUCUGUACCCACGGGGAGAUGCCCAGUAGACGGGGUUGAAAUAGUCAACACAGCCCAUAUCGUGAACAGAAUUGUCCUUAGUCAAAUAGAAGAUUUGCUAACAUAUUGCUGCUAUGGACUCACAUUAAGCAACGGCACCUGGGUAGUGGAUCCAAGUGGUUGCAAGGAGCAGAUAACUCUUGGUAAAAAAGCAGAACAUGAAGCCACAUGUAGCUAUGGAACCUCUCCUUGUCCGAACAAUGCUGAGCAUUGUGGGAAAUUUCGGCAGAGAGAUUUGUCCCAGCACCUAAAGGUGUGCCCCUAUACUCCGUGUCACAAUGCGGACAAAGGGUGUGAAUUCAAGGGAACACGAGAAUGUGUGCUUGACCACCUGAAAGUGUGUGGUUACCGUGGGUUACAAAGGGCUUCAGCACACCUGGAUGAUGAGGUGCAACAGCUGUUGUUGAUCAACCAGGAACUGAAGAAUGAGGUUACAGAGCUAAGGGAUAGGCUGGACAAGGUGGAACUGGAAAACAGAGCCCUGAAAACUGAGGUCAGCAGAAACUCUAGUGGCCAGCAGAUGUUACAGAAGAAGUUUGAGGGUCUACAUGGAACUCUGGAAGUCAUACAACGCGCUCUGAGCAAAUCUCCUGCUAUCUCCCCUUCUGCUGUGGAAAAGCCUCGACCAGUGUCUCGUGAAGGGAGAUCACCCUCUGUCUCAAGCCUGUCUUAUCCAAGUCAACAGCAACCUGAGAAGUGGGAAAUGCCUUUCACAUUUAAAUGCAUUGGAACGUACAGGGGUCACAAGAAUACAGUGUUCUCUACGGUGGCAUGCAAGCGGAAACUGUACAGUGGUGGGGCGGACGGAGAGGUCAAAGUCUGGAACCUGGAUCACCUAAGCCUAGGCUGUGUCAAAACUCUUGUGGGACACAAGAGAACUGUCCAUUGUCUGUCUGUGGGUCAUGGUUAUCUCUACAGUGCAGGUGAAGACUUUAACAUCAAGAUGUGGACAUUGGACACUGCCGAGGAGUUCAAAACACUAGAGAAUGCGCAUGAGAACAUCAUUUGUUCCAUGGUCAUCUGUAACGGCUACCUGUUUACAUCAUCACAUUCAUUGAUAAAGGUUUGGGAAGCAAAGUCUCUGACCCAUGUCCACAGUAUGCAGGGUUUGUAUCAUUGGGUUAGAGCAAUGGCCGUCAGCACAAACAAGGAAGUACUCUUCAGCGGUUCUCACAACACUAUUGACAUCUGGGAUGCUACAGGAAAAUUUACACCUGAGGGGAAAAUAGAACACACCUUUGGCUCCAUCUAUUCAUUGACUGUUACUCAUGAGUAUUUGAUUGCAGGAACUUACAACAAUAACAUCCAGAUAUUUGAUGUAGACAGUCACAGCCAUGUGCGCAGUUUAGCGGGGCAUAUCAGCACAGUGUCAGCACUUCUUGUCUCCCCUUCAGGGCGUUUCCUGUUUUCUGCAUCAUAUGACAAGAGCAUCCAGGUGUGGAACCUGGAGAACAUGUUACCUAUCCAGAGCCUGACACGACAUGAGGCUGCAGUCAACACCCUGAGCUUACAAGAGGACCUGCUGAUAUCUGGAUCAGAGGACACAGAAAUUAAGAUCUACAAGUACUUCCAGAUGCAGAUAGGAUUUUAGUGGACUAUGCUCAAGUCAGUUCAUUUAUUAUUGCCAACUCUUAUGUUACUAAGCAAUGGCUACACACAUGGCCGAUUAUGGACACAAAAAUCUAACCUGGGAACGGACACAACUAGAAGGGACACAACUCAUGAUAACCAACAACCCAUUGAUGUGGCAAGUUCAGGUAUUCAUUUGCAACUCCGAUCAUAAAUGGGAGCCAUCUUGAGAAAUCUGUCACAGAAUUGGUAAUGUGGUUGAGGAGAAAGCUGGGUGCAUAACAGGUUCUCAAGUUUUCUCCACCCAUAAACUGAUCAGCAUAGGGAAUUAAAGUGAAAAAUUUCUGAGCAUGGCGUAAUGUGGUAGCAAAAAGAGACUUUCUCAACAUUUAUGACACAUCCUAGAUGUUUACUAUAUUUACUUUCAUUCUCAGGUUUAGAUCCAAAAAAUCUGCUUACAAAUUAUUUCAGAGACUUUUUUUUUCGUAAAAUGAGUGUUUAGUGUUGUGAUGUUGGUUUUGAACAUUUUUUAUAUAAAUAUUUUGUUCUGGAAAACAGAACAACUGAAGAAUUUGCCUGAGUGAAUGGCAAGAGGAAAGUUGUCUGUGAUAUACACAAAAAAUUUCAGUUUUCAAAUAGUGUAUGUUGUGUCUUAAAGGCGACAGAUAUUUCAUCAGGAAAUGUGUUUUUUCAAUAAAAACAGAUAAUCAUUCCAUUUAUAAAUGUAUGUGAUGUGAUUGGUAUGUUGAUUAUCAUGACAGUGAUAUUUCUCAUUUGCUGAAAAUUCGUGUUGCUCGUUUUUUGAAUGUUUUGUAAUGUAGAUGUAAGUAGUUGUUUGAUAUAUUUUGUACAUUAGAGAGAUAUAAACAAUAACAACAAAUAUUCAUGAAAGGUAUACAUUUACAUUAUGCUUGACAGU